CUGUAAUGUGUACUGUGUUUCGUGGGCGCCCGUCUCGCCCUUCCUCCGCCUCCCCGGCCUGCCCUGAAAGCUAGGCCGAAGCCUCCAGUGUUGCCGGGGCAACCGGGCCACACGGAGCCGCCUACAAAGCGUGUCUCCUUCCUCUGUCCCCAAAGGUACAACUCAAGCGGAGCCGUGGGGUGUGGGCUGGGUGUUCUGUUGGGAGUAUCCCAGGCCCUCCAGGCAUAGGCUUGAGCUGAGGUGGGAGAAGGUGGAAGAAGUGAAGUCAAGACCGCAGGGGGGACGGGGCGCACGGAAACUGGGGAAAGUGUCACUCGCACCCGUUCACACGUAUUUACUGGGAGGGUGAAGGCUAAAGAACAGUCACGGACAAGACACACCUCUUUCACUUUUCAUUCAGGUGAAUCCAGUGUAUUUCCACAAUGGAACCCACAAACAAGAAAUUGUUGCGUAAACAUGGGAAAUACAAAAAACGUUUGCACGAUGUGGAUGCACUCAUGGAAUUAUAUUCUAAUGAGAAACACAAAAGACGAAAUCAUGCAGCAACUGUCAUCCAAAGAUCGUGGAAAAGGUGGCUGGAUCUUGGUGUGUUUGACUACUAUAAAGAAUUAAUAGGCUUUAAGCAGUGUGGAGAACCUUCCCGACUCAUGAAGUACAUUGACCCUAGAGAGGCAGAAUUUUUAGAUGCUGCAGCAGGGGUUCAUAUCAGAUUCAGACUCGGUGGGCUAAAGUUUCCUCCAAGCAUAUAUUACAAAGUAUUUACCCACAGACCUAUUGUGGACAUGUGUGCAUUUAGUCCUAAAGAUUAUACAAAGCUUGCAGUCAAAAGAGGGCUACUAGGAAAGCGACAGGAAGAGAGUUCUGAAGAUCGUAGUGACUGGUACAAACGCAUCGAGAAUAAUGGCUGGAGACUUCUUUCCAUCAGGUACUGGAAAGCUAUGGAUCCUAUUACUGCUAAUGACAACAUAAAAACAAAAGAAUUCCAAUACUGCAGGGUGGUAAGGAAACAGGAACUGGAAAAGAAACGAAAAAGGAGGAAAAUUGAAUGGCUGAAAAAAAUGUACUUUGGAGAAAAGCUGCAAGUGAAAACUCUGGAUCCAGAUGCAACUGCCUUAAUUCAAAGAGCAACAGAAGGAUUAAUGAACAGUCUGGAAUGUGAAGGAGUAGAUAAAGUGAUGGAAUGGGAAGUGAAUGAAAUGUUAAAAUGGACAAAUGCACUCAACUAUGAAACAUAUGUCAAAGAAUGGAAAGAAAUUGGAACAAGCAAGAUUUCUGAAAGCCACCUAGGUUUCCAGUUUUGUGACAAACCAUAUGAUCUUUCUGAGUUAUCAAAAAAGAUCCAGGAAUUAGUACAAUCUCACAUGGGCAAGGGCAGAAAGGGACAGCAAGCACCCUGAUCGCUGACGAGAAACUAAAGUUGAAAAAUACAUGCUUCUAUUCUGUAUAGGAAGUGUCAACUGAAAUACUAUUGAAUAAAAUGUUGGCUAACAAAAAUUAAUGUAGAUAUGAUGAUAUAUUCAUAUAGUUUCCAGACUUUAUACAUUAAAACACAAUCUAAAGGAGCUUGGACAUUAUCAUGAUAAAUAUUCUGUCUUGAAUAAAAAGAAUUGUUUUUGGACAUACAUAUCAUAUAGUGAAAU
Messenger RNA from Pogona vitticeps (central bearded dragon), 1640 nucleotides. RefSeq names its product chromosome 3 C11orf65 homolog (gene C3H11orf65). The record is from RefSeq and is a predicted model, not a curated record. Lineage: Eukaryota; Metazoa; Chordata; Lepidosauria; Squamata; Agamidae.